UAUGUAGAAGAAGUUACAUGUGUUCUUCUUUCUCACCUAAACUCUUUGAAACUCACGCUUCUUGAAUCAAUUUUGAAACAUAUAAUACAUAUUUUUCUUUCGAUUUUCAGUCUCUAAUUACACAAAACGAACUUUAAUCAUGACGGAAACAAUGGCUGAGAUCUCAGAAGACGAGAAGAGAUUAACAAAGCUUUGCUCUCUCAAGAAGAAGGCAAUAAAUGCAACGAACAAGUUUAAGCACUCCAUGACCAAGAGAGGUCGAAGGCAUAGCCGUGUGAGAUGCGUCUCAAUCGUCGAUGAAAUCGACACAGAGGAGUUGCGACAGGUUGAUGCUUUCCGUCAAGCUCUUAUAUUAGAGGAGCUGCUUCCCUCGAAACACGAUGAUCAUCACAUGAUGCUUAGGUUCUUGAGGGCAAGAAAGUUUGAUAUUGAAAAGGCCAAACAAAUGUGGGCUGAUAUGCUUAACUGGAGGAAAGACUAUGGUGCAGACACCAUCAUGGAGGACUUUGAUUUUGGAGAGAUCGAUGAAGUGGUUAAGUACUAUCCACAAGGGUAUCAUGGUGUUGACAAGGAAGGAAGACCAGUCUAUAUCGAGAGGCUAGGCCAAGUUGAUGCCGUGAAGCUCAUGAAAGUGACAACAAUAGAUAGGUACGUGAAGUACCAUGUGAAAGAGUUUGAGAAGACUUUCACUGUCAAGUUCCCUGCUUGUUCCAUUGCUGCUAAGAGACACAUUGAUCAGAGCACAACGAUCUUGGAUGUUCAAGGCGUGGGGUUAAAUAACUUCAACAAAGCUGCAAAAGAUCUUCUCCAGAGUAUUCAGAAAAUUGACAGCGAUAACUACCCUGAGACUCUGAACCGUAUGUUCAUCAUCAAUGCUGGUUAUGGGUUUAGGCUUGUGUGGAGCGGAGUGAAAUCUUUCCUUGACCCCAAGACUACCGCCAAGAUUCAUGUUCUUAGUAACAAAUACCAAAGCAAACUGCUGGAGAUCAUUGACGCCAAUGAACUGCCUGAGUUCUUGGGUGGUAAGUGCACAUGCGCAGACAAAGGUGGAUGUAUGCGUUCAGACAAAGGUCCAUGGAACGACCCUGAGAUCUUCAAGUUGGUUCAGAACGGUGAAGGUAGAUGCCCGAGGAAGAGCUCGUCAGGGAUCGAGGAAAAGACCAUCUCAGUGUGUAAGAACGUAACAGAGGAGAAACGUGAAGUUUUCGAACCAGAAGAGACUUACAAGAAAGCUGCUGCGGAGAUGGAGAAGUUCAUAGACAAGACCGUGGAUACUGGUGCUUAUCCUACACAGGAGCAUCACAAGGCCAAGAACAUAGUUCCCGACCCUAAAGAUUUGUUGUUGUCCCCGGCUGUGGAGAGCAAAGGGUACUUAUACGGUAGCGUGAUGGCGUUGCUGAUGGGGAUAGUGGGAGUGAUGAGGCUAACGAAGAACAUGCCAAGAAAGCUCACACAGGGGAAUGUGUACCCGGACGGAGUGACUGUUAUGCCGACGCAGGAGUAUAGGGCGAUGGUUAAGAAGAUGACAGAUCUCGAGGAGAAAUGCAAAUCCAUGGAAGCUGCUCAGGUUGCUAUUUCCAUGGAGAGGGAGAAGGUUCUCGACGCUGCACUUCGUCGUGUUGACCAGCUCGAGCUUCAGUUGUCUGAAACCAAGAAGGCGCUGGACGAGACGAUGACGAGGCAGCAUGAGAUAAUGGCUUACAUCGAGAAGAAAAAGAAGAAGAAGAGAAAGUUCUUAUUUUUCUGAAAGACUGCUUCAACCUCCUAAACUGCAUUUCCGUUUUAUACAAGUGGAUACCGGAGAAGACAUAAUGAUGAAGUCUUGAUUUGCCUUGUGUUUAAAGACUCCAUUUCUCCCUUUUUGUGUAAUUGUUUCUCCUUUAAAAAAAAUAAUAAUAAUUGUUUUGUUAAUAUAAAACCUAUAAAGACCAA
This is a messenger RNA of Brassica rapa (field mustard), 1932 nucleotides long. Its product is annotated as phosphatidylinositol/phosphatidylcholine transfer protein SFH2. The record is from RefSeq and is a predicted model, not a curated record. Lineage: Eukaryota; Viridiplantae; Streptophyta; Magnoliopsida; Brassicales; Brassicaceae.